Molecule: messenger RNA, 3150 nt
Organism: Chara braunii
Lineage: Eukaryota; Viridiplantae; Streptophyta; Charophyceae; Charales; Characeae
Source: the annotation of a GenBank genome assembly
GCGCGAGGCGGCGGAGUUGAAUUCAGCACGCUAUGAAUCGGAUCUUUCAUGACGACUUGGAUAAGUUUGUCAUCGUGUACCUCGAUGACAUUCUUAUUUUUAGUAGGACUGUCGAGGAGCAUAUUGCACACUUAGACAAAGUCUUCAGUCUCCUUCGGCAGCACAAGUUCAAGAUCAAUGGGGAGAAAUGUAAGUUUGGUCGCACCCGGAUCUUGUACUUGGGUCAUAAGAUUUCCGCGGAGGGUUUGAAGCCCGAUGACGCAAAGGUGGUCAGCAUUCGUGACUGGCCGCGUCUUCAGUCUAUGAUUGAGAUGAGGUCUUUCUUAGGGACGACCGGCUACUACCGUAACUUUGUUAAGAACUAUAGUAUAGUGGCUGACCUUUUGACUGACUUGACUCGCCUUGACACCUCGUGGGAGUGGACAGACAGGAGGUCAAAGUUGAGGCCAGUCGAGUACAUGUCCAAAACGAUGUUGUCUUAUAAGUUGGAUAAGUCCACCUAUGAGAAGGAGCUCUACGCGAUUUACAAGGCACUGACCCAUAGGAGACAUUACCUCCUUGGGAGGUUCUUCAUCGUCAGGACUGAUUAUCAGACCCUGAAGUGGAUGAGAACCCAGCCAGUGCUCUCCGAUGCAUUGAAGCGAUGGAUCGAAGUCAUUGAACAGUAUGACUUCGAACCUCGGUAUCUGAAAGGGGGGUACAACAAAGUUGUUGAUGCCUUAUCACAUAGGUCUGACUUCUCUGGUGCGCUGAUCGCUGAGUUCGAGCUUGCGGACGAUGUCACUCGCUCUUUGGAUGGCGCACAGUUACAGCAGACCGCGACGCAACAAUUGCAGCAGCGGAUCUGCACUACCGCCACCACCUCGAGUCCGGAGCCGCGCGAGACAGCUCCUAAGUUCGAUGGGCAGGAGAUCUUCCACGACUCAAUCAAGACAGAUCCGAUUCCAUGGUUUCGCAAGUUUGAGCUCACGCUGCAGCUCCACAACGUCAAGGAAAACAAGCACCACGCUUACUUGUACUCUCGCUCAGGGGGCGYGUGUCAKGCGUGGUUGGACAACUUGUUGUCCAMGUACGGAGUGGUAGCAGCGGACUUGCACACCAUGAUCAGCUGGGAUGAUCUGAAGGCGGCGUGGCACAAGCGGUUCCAGGUKGAGCCGCCAGAGAUCAAAGCCAUGGACAAGCUUAUGGUYUUCGAGCAAAGCUCGCUGCCGAGUACRGACUGGAUCGCCGAGUACCAACGCUUGACGUCAGUCCCAGACAUCCAGAUGGGCUUCAAGGCCAUCCGCCACUAUUUCAUCUCAAGGUCAUGUCCGACAUUGAGCAAUGCCCUGACGCAUGUYGAGGACACCUUGACGACGACGGCAGAACUAUUCGACAAGGCUGCGCARAUCAUCGUUACGAACAAGGAGGCGAAGAACCUCCGUUCUUCUGCGUCAGGCCCGAGCGGGAACCAGCAUCAUCCACGAGUGGCCGUGGUCGCAGCAGCAGCGCCGUUAGACCAAACCAGCGAGACUGCGUCUGACAUUGAAGGAGACAGAUUCGCAGCCGCCUGGGAAGGUGGCCGCGCCGGCAGAGGCCGAGGGCGCGGCAAGCCGAAGACACACACCGAUUCGGCGCGCGAGUUCAAGAUAGAGGUUUUGGACCCGCUCACGUCCGAGGACUUUGCAUGGCUUCCUCUCCCGACCACAGGCUGUUUGCCGGGACCGCAAUGCGCAGCACUUAGCGCUUAUCUUCACACUUACUUAUCCUUCUAUGCACCACCAACUUCGCCGACGGAUGACGAAGUCGCGGUGGGGGACAUCCUGGCGUACGUUACCAAGGUGGCCCGCGAGUUUCGCACGAAGCGGUACGAUAACAACAAUGCACCGCUCAUGUAUGUCCACAUCCAGGUUGGGCAAGCGUCCUGCAGCGCUUUGCUGGAUAGCGGCGCAACUCGCAACUUCAUGAGCCAGUCUUUUAUGCAAAGAGUUGGCCUUGGCGCACAAGUUCAGAGAAAGGCAAACCCGACGGCGAUCAAGUUGGCGGAUGGAAAGACGCAGCAACUACUCAACCGUUACAUCGACGCCGUACCGGUCUACUUCGCACCUCAUGCAUGCGAACCGGUGACAUUUGAUAGUCUCGACACGGACUUCGACAUCAUUHUGGGAAUGCCUUGGCUUGCAAGUGCGGAUCACACGGUCAACUUCCAUCGGCGGACUCUUAGCGUUCACGACGCCCUCGGCGUGGAAGUGGCGUGUACGAUUCCUCUACCGCACUCUUCGAUCCGGUGCCAAGUGGUGACGGUCAGAUCAUUCCGGGCGACUUGUGCUUACGAGCAGCCCGAGGAGAUCGGCAUAUGUUUCCUACGGACCGUCGCGGUAGCCGACUCUUCACCCACGGACUUGUCUUCGGACCCCCGUGUGGUACGGUUGCUGGACGAGUUCGCUGACAUCUUUGAGUCACCUACUGGUGUGGUGCCGGGUCGGCCGAUCUCUCACGAGAUCAUUCUUGAGGCCGGUGCCGUGCCGCCGAAAGGUUACAUCUAUCGGAUGAGUGAGGAGGAGCUCGAGGUACUCCGCGGACAACUCGAUGAUUUGUUGGCCAAGGGCUGGAUCCGUCCGAGUAGCUCCCCAUAUGGAGCACCAGUUCUCUUCGUCAGGAAGAAGAACAAGGAUCUACGAUUGUGUAUCGACUACCGCAAGCUCAAUGCGCAAACCGUCAAGAAUGCGGGGCCUCUUCCUCGCAUCGACGAUCUUCUCGAGCGGCUGGGCGGUGCGAAGUAUUUUUCCAAGUUGGAUUUGAAAUCCGGAUAUCAUGAAAUCUUGAUUCAGCCGAAUGAUCGCUAUAAAACCGCAUUCAAGACGCGGUACGGGCAUUUUGAGUGGGUGGUCAUGCCUUUUGGCCUCACCAACACCCCGGCGACAUUCCAGGCGGUGAUGACCAAUGAGUUUCGUGCAAUGUUGGACCGGUUCGUGCUGGUCUACUUAGACGAUAUUCUCGUCUACAGCCGGACAUUGGAGGAUCAUCUUGGACAUCUUCGACGAGUGUUGGAGAUGCUCCGCCGUGCCAAGUAGAAGGCCAACCGCGACAAGUGCGAAUUUGUCCGGCAAGAGUUGGAACACUUGGGCCAUUUUGUCACACCGGAGGGCAUCAGUCCGCUAUCGGACAAGA